AUGGAGCAAAAAGAGUCAAAUCACCAAGUUCCCAAGUCUAGAGCACCAAAUCUACAUUUCUCGCUAAAGACCAAACCGGAGCAUCCGAAGUACGACCGCAUAUUCAUGCCUUCCCGACGUCCAAAAGUCAUGUUUCUUAUAUGGAAAGAUAGAUAUUUGAGUCAUGACCCGCGGCGAAGUGGAAAGAGGUCAUUUGGAUCACUCGUUGGACCGGAACUUAUUUUCUACCAAGACAUGUCCGACGAGCGCCUAAGUAGAGCCCAUGGAGACUUUGAUGGAUCAAGAGGCCCGGAUACCGCGCCCAAGGCCUUGGCUCAUCUUGACACUAGCAUAACUCAAUCCAGAAGCUUCCAUUGGCCUGAACGCGGCCCAUUCAAGAACUUGGAGAGCAAGCUCAAGCGGCUAAAGAGAAAUGGAAACUUUCCUCUUCUGCGCGCGCUCAACUUUGCCGACCUAGACCCGCUCUCUACCUAUAUAUACUUGCUUUUAGCCUCUUGUAAUAAGAAUCACCAGCCGCAUAACAAGAAACACUUAUUCAAUAAAGUUCGGAGCCACUUAGGUGGUCUCCUUCUUCUUUCUUUUCUUCUUUUGCAUUUGUACUUGGAGAUGAAUCACAACACCAACAUCCACUUUGGGAACCGGACACUGAUCCCACACGAUCUCCACGGCCGGAGUUACCAAGACCCAGCCAUAAGCAUCGUGCCACAUCCGUUCCCUCCCAACCGCGCUCAUCCGACGUUUGAAGGACCUAGCCGAGACGAGCAUCAUUACCAUCAUCAUCAAAACCGACCUCCGGUUUAUCAUCAACCACCUAGACCAGUGUUGCAUUCACACCACGACCAUGUUCUCAAUAGGCGGAGAGAUAGCCAUUUCGAUGCCGUGCUUGAGGGUUUCAUGGAGAGCCAAAGAAGAACUAGCCGCGACAUUGAGACAAAGCUAGAGUUCACGCGAUACGAACUAGAUGGAAGACUUGGAGAACUCUCUACCCAAAUAGAGAAAGUAGAGUCAAGAUGCUUGGACAUGGAGGAAGAUUUGAAGAAGCAAGGCGAGGCCAUUGAAGACAAUAGGAGAGCGAUACACUUUACCAAAGUUUCUACCAAGGAGAUGGAUAAUCACUUAGAUGAGAAGAUCUCAAGUCUUGAUAACAACCUCGAUGGCACCACCAAGAGUCUCAAUUCAAUAACAGCAGUAGCUCAUCAAGCUAAGAGGGAGGUAGCCGAAGUGACACUAAAGGAGAGGCAAUGUUACUCGACAAUGCUUACAUUGGUGGAAGGGCAAAAACAAGUGAAGGCACAAAUCCGAGAUUUACACAUCUCUCUAGACAAGAGGAGCCAAGAUAUUCAAAGAAGAGCUAGAGGGCUUGAAGACAAAGUAGAUGGAGUCUCCAAGGAAGUCAAGGAUUUAACCACUCGCUUAGCCAACUUGGAAGAGAAGGUCUUGACCGAGACAAAGACGACCGUUCCUAAGCAAAACUAUGCCGCGUCCGUCUUUACUAUAAGAGAGACCGACCCAAGAGUGAUAUGGGAUGAAGAAGAAAGUAGAGCUGAUCAAGAAAGAGCCACAAAGCUAACCACUGGAACAAGAGGGAAGAUAGCACCAAAAGGAAGAACCCUUACUCAAAGAUCUUCACAGCCGCCUCCCACCAAGGAGAAGAGGAAGAUAAGAUCAUCACUUGAAGAGAUCAUUGAUGAUUUCAACUUUAUGGCGAGGAGAUUCCCUUAUGGUGUGACGUUUGAUAAUGCUUGCAACAAGAGGUUUACUAAUAAACAAUUAAAUAGUUCUAGAAACCUAAACAAUAGGUUUACUAGCAACUUAAACAAAUAA
This is a messenger RNA of Microthlaspi erraticum, 1824 nucleotides long. The record is from the annotation of a GenBank genome assembly. Lineage: Eukaryota; Viridiplantae; Streptophyta; Magnoliopsida; Brassicales; Brassicaceae.